GAUGGGUGCCUCACUUCACAGAAAGUAUAAAGUUAAGGCAGUAGGUGGAAAACCUCCGUAUCUAAUGCCUUUCUUUGGCUUGUUUGGAUUUGGAGGACCAAUUGCCUCUAUGCAUUUGGGAAGGCAUGCCAUGGUUUCUUCCAAGACUAUGCAAUCUAAAAGAGUAUACACGUUACAUCUGAAGAGAGAAGCUCUAUUGAGCAGAUCUGGUUCUCAACACUCUUGGAAAACUGAUGGUGGCGUCAGGGUUCCUUCAGAAAAUGAAAGCGCAAGAGCACCUCAAGGAAGCUUCACGAAGGUUGAGAUUUUCAAGCCUAGAAUGAAAAACGUGAAUCUAUAUCAACUCUCGUGCAAGCUGAAGGACAUCUAUUUCCCAUACGUUCAGUGUGAUGGUUUGUCGAAUUUGAGGAGGACUAUCAGACCAGUCCAUUUCGAGGUUCCACAGCAAUUCACGAGGCUAAUGCUUGCCUGAAGUGUGUCUACUUUCCUGUUGUUCAGG
Molecule: messenger RNA, 499 nt
Organism: Eucalyptus grandis
Lineage: Eukaryota; Viridiplantae; Streptophyta; Magnoliopsida; Myrtales; Myrtaceae
Product: structural maintenance of chromosomes flexible hinge domain-containing protein GMI1-like
Exons: 7
Coding region: 2-472 (156 amino acids)
Source: RefSeq, a predicted model, not a curated record